Messenger RNA from Helianthus annuus (common sunflower), 1343 nucleotides. Its product is annotated as phytoene synthase 2, chloroplastic. The coding region runs from base 78 to 1199 and encodes 373 amino acids. NCBI's taxonomy places the organism in Eukaryota, Viridiplantae, Streptophyta, Magnoliopsida, Asterales, Asteraceae. The transcript is spliced from 6 exons. The record is from RefSeq and is a predicted model, not a curated record. Gene Ontology annotation, molecular function: geranylgeranyl diphosphate synthase activity. Gene Ontology annotation, biological process: carotenoid biosynthetic process.
AGUAUCCCACAAAAAAAGAUACAAUCUUUUUAGAAAAAGAUUGAAAAGAAAAUUAGGGUUUUGUCAAAGAUUUGCUAAUGGCAUGUGCAGUUUCUAUUUUUGGUAAGUCUUGUACAGGAUCAUUGAUCAACAAUCACAAGAACUGUUAUCGCGAAUACGCGAUAACAGCUAGGGUUGUAGCACCAAAAAAAACAAAUUUGCCUGAGUUAUCGAUAAAAGGCGUUCCACACAAUGAUCUAAGCGUUCGAGAGAUUGUUCAAAGACAAUUGCUAACACGCGAUGAUCAUUUUGUUUUGAGAAAGCCCGAGUUCCAUCCGGAGUUUCUUGACGAAGCGUAUGAUCGAUGUAGAGAUAUUUGUGCUGAGUAUGCCAAGACUUUCUAUCUAGGAACAAGAUUAAUGACUGAAGAAAGACAGAAGGCAAUUUGGGCUAUAUAUGUUUGGUGCAGGAGAACAGAUGAACUAGUCGAUGGCCCAAACGCGAUCCACAUGAGCGAUGCAGUUCUCGACAGAUGGGAAGAAAGACUCCAUGAUCUCUUCCAUGGCCGCCCCUUCGACAUGCUCGAUGCUGCCUUAACACACACCGUUCAAAAGUUCCCACUAGACAUUAAGCCAUUUAGAGACAUGAUUGAAGGCAUGAGAAUGGAUAUCAAGAAAAGUAGAUAUGAAAACUUUCAAGAACUUUACUUGUAUUGUUACUAUGUUGCUGGAACUGUUGGUUUGAUGAGUGUUCCGGUCAUGGGUAUCGCGCCGGAAUCGUCAUCGGAUGCACCAAACAUCUAUAAUUCUGCUCUUAGUCUUGGCAUUGGAAAUCAGCUCACUAACAUCCUUAGAGAUGUAGGAGAAGAUGCAUUAAGAGGUAGAGUUUAUCUUCCCCAAGAUGAGCUAGCACAAUUUGGGCUAUGUGAUGAGGAUGUUUACUCAAGGCGAGUUACCGAUAACUGGAGAGAGUUCAUGAAAGGGCAAAUCAGACGCGCUCGGUUUUACUUCAACCAAGCCGAAGAAGGAGCUUCUAAGCUCGACAAAGAUAGCCGUUGGCCGGUUUGGUCAUCAUUGUUGUUGUACCGCAACAUCUUGGAUGCUAUUGAGGAGAAUGAUUAUGAUAACUUGACCAAGAGAGCUUAUGUUGGUAGGACUAAGAAGCUUCUUAUGUUGCCUGUAUCAUACACUAGAUCUUUAUCAACCAGUUUUGCCUUCUAAUAGAUAUAUAGAGUGCAAGAUAUGUGUUGUCUUGUUGAUAUGAUAUACAUAUCAUAUUUGAUUUCAUAUAUUAUUUGUAUAUUUGGCCAUAAGGAUGGUUUGAAAUGAAAGAAGCCUUAAUGGACUACUUACUUGGUACUUUAA